Rhagoletis pomonella (apple maggot) is the source of this 2751-nucleotide messenger RNA. RefSeq lists its product as uncharacterized. NCBI's taxonomy places the organism in Eukaryota, Metazoa, Arthropoda, Insecta, Diptera, Tephritidae. Bases 1 to 2751 code for a protein of 916 amino acids. The transcript has 3 exons. The record is from RefSeq and is a predicted model, not a curated record. Gene Ontology annotation, molecular function: nucleic acid binding.
AUGGUAGACGAAGGUUCUGCCAUAUCAUUGAUCGAAGAUAACGUAGCAAGCCGCUUGGGUCUCAAAGGUAGGAGACAGCCACUAACGCUUCAAUGGUAUGGCCAGAAGUGCACAACCGAGGAGUCAUCGAAAGUCAGCCUUGAGAUAAGAGGCAAAGGUUCGCCAUCAACAUACAGUUUGCGCAACGUAUGCACCCUACGUAGCCUUGAUUUGCCAGCGCAGUCGUUUACAAAAGCCGAUUAUGCCCACUUUGAGUUUUUGCCGAUAGAGGACUACAGCCAAGUCAAGCCGUCGUUGCUGUUGGGCCUUGAUAAUACGUCGUUAAGCGUGCCGUCUACGACUGUACAAGCCAACAGUCAAAGCCCAGUAGCCAUUUGUACCAAACUUGGUUGGAUAGCUUACGGCCCAACCAGUUUGUCGCCACAAACACCAGUCGUACUACAUGUUCGCGAGCGAAAGCGCCCAGCCACACUAAACGAACUUGUCACCGAAUAUUUUGCCGCCGACAACUUUGGAGUAGGUGAGUCGCUCAAGCAGAUUGAGUCUGAGGAGGAUCAGAUGGCCCGCCAGAUGCUGGAAUACAACACUUGCCACGUGGCUAAGCGUUUUGAGAGCGCACUUUUGUGGAGAAGCAUUCCACCAGCACUUCCUAACAGUUACGACAUGGCCUACAAGCGACUGUUAGGAAUAGAACGUAAAAUGAGAGUCGAUUCCAGUUUUGCCGCCAAGUAUAAGGAGGAAAUCACUAAAUAUCUGCGCAAUGGUUAUGCCAGAAAGCUGUCCGAUGAAGAAGUAUGUAUAAAAACAGAUUUUAAAUGGUAUUUACCGCAUUUUGCAGUUCAUAACCCGCACAAGCCUGAGAAGAUGAGGAUCGUGUUCGAUGCAGCCGCCCAAGUCAAUGGCGUAGCAUUGAACUCCGCUUUGCUCAAGGGACCUGAGCACGCCAAGCCAUUAUUGAACAUUUUAUUUAAGUUUCGCGAAGGCGCUGUUGCAGUCGCAGCAGAUAUUCGUGAGAUGUUUUCUCAAGUUGUUGUAAAAGAGCGAGAUCAACAUGCCCAAAGAUUCCUAUGGCGUGAUGGAAACAGUGAUCGUCCAGUGGAACACUACGUAAUGCAGUCAAUGGUCUUCGGAGCCAUAUGCUCGCCGUGCAUAGCAGAAUUUGUGAAAAAUAAAAACGCCGAAGAUUUUCGUCAACAGUAUCCUGUAGCCGUUACAGCCAUAGUCGAAAGUCACUAUGUCGACGAUUUUGUCGCUAGUUUUAAGAACGAGCGAGACGCCGAACGCAUUUGCAGGGAGGUCGUGUAUAUUCAUUCGGAAGGGGGGUUCCAACUGCGAUCAUUUGUCUCAAACAUCAAGCAGCUGCAAGAUAGCCUGAAUAAAGAGCCAACAACGUCACAGUCUGUGAACUUAGAAAGCCGUGCGAACUACGAGAAGGUAUUAGGAAUGCGCUGGAACACGGUGACAGAUUCCUUUGAGUUUCAGCUCAAUUUUCACCGGGUUUCUAAAGCCGUAUUAGAAGGAGUUCGUCCACCAACCAAGCGCGAACUUCUCAGCAUACUCAUGUCAGUGUUCGAUCCGUUUGGCAUACUUGCCGACUUUCUACUGUUUGCCAAAAUAUUAGUUCAAGAGGUGUGGAAGAGUUCCAUCGAGUGGGACGAAGUGAUCCCGAAUAGUUUGCAUCACAAAUGGUUUGCCUGGUGGUGUGAGCUCAGACACGUUAGUAAUGUGCAAGUCAGGCGUUGGUAUUCGCCUCAGCUUCAAGCUGCAAUAUCAAUUCAACUACACGUAGUAGUAGACGCCAGUCAAGCAGCAUUUGCCGCCGCUGCUUAUUUUCGUGUCGCCAGCGCCGAAGGUUGUGAUGUCACCUUUGCGGCAGGAAAAACCAGAGGCGCACCGCAGAAUCUGUUAUCGGUGCCGAGGCUUGAACUGCAAGCCGCAGUUUUAGGCGUCCGACUCGCGAAUCUAGUCUGCCAAGGCCACAGUAUUCAAGCCAGCCAAAUAUUCUUCUGGUCAGACUCACAAACGCUGAUACAGUGGGUCAAUUCGAAAGAGCGAAAAUUUAAACCGUACGUUGGUCACCGCAUCGCAGAGAUAUUGUCAUCAACCAAAACUCCACAAUGGCGUUGGAUACCCACCGACAAAAAUACAACGGAAGUCGCUACGCGUCCGACGUGGCCACCCACGAUCGAACUGCCUAGUCCAUGGUUGCGUGGUCCAGAGUUUUUGCGAUUUCCGGUUGACAGUUGGCCAGCCACAACUUGUACACAUAUGCCAGAUCUGCUAGAGGAAGAAAUCAAGCCUUGCCUUUACAUACAAAACGAGAUGAAACGGAUGACAGCCUGGGUCCUGCGAGCUGCCGACAAGUUUCUACAAUUACAGCGUAACUACGAAAAUGACGAUGAGGCCAGCCAAAGUUCAGCAUUAACCGCAGUUGAACUUGACAAAGCCGAGAAAUACAUCGUCAAAGCAGUACAGCAUGAAGUCUACAAAGAAGAGCCAUCGUGUUAUGAGGAUUCAAGGGCGCUUAGACGAAGCCAUGGUUUUGCCCAUAGAGACAAGGAGACCGAUUUUGAUGCCGUCCAAACACAUCGUCUCCGAGCUCAUAAUGCGCCAGUACCACGAAAAGCAACACCACCAGAAUUUCUCAGUAACGUUGUACGAAGCCCGCCAAAAGUUUUGGUUUACGCACGCCAGAUCAUUGUUAAAAACUGUACAACGUACUUGCGUAAAGUGCCGCAUCGACAGAGCUAA